This is a messenger RNA of Cydia splendana, 732 nucleotides long. Its product is annotated as cyclic pyranopterin monophosphate synthase-like. The record is from RefSeq and is a predicted model, not a curated record. NCBI's taxonomy places the organism in Eukaryota, Metazoa, Arthropoda, Insecta, Lepidoptera, Tortricidae. Gene Ontology annotation, biological process: Mo-molybdopterin cofactor biosynthetic process.
AUGGAUAUCAAAAGUCUACAGGAGAUCCAACACUCAAGAAUUUUCGUAUGUACACUCGGCAAUGCCAGGCCUUUGGUCAAAAGGAAAUUCUCAACAUGUGCGUUUGUCAGUACCAGCCCGUUCUCGCAUUUAGACUCGUCAGGGCGAGCGCGAAUGGUAGAUGUGAGCAGAAAGAGAAUCACAGAUAGAACAGCGAUCGCCGAAUGCCGUCUUAAUGUAAGCGCUGAAUUAAUAAGACUUCUAAAAGAUGGCGCGUUACCUAAAGGUGACGCUCUAGGCGUGGCCAGAGUCGCUGGUGUUUUAGCUGCCAAGCGGACAUCAGAGCUUAUCCCCUUAUGUCAUCCACUUCCAUUAGAUUGCGUCCUUGUCUCUUUAGAACUGCCAGAAAAGGAUGACGAUAAUACAGUCCAUAUUACAUGUGAGGUUCGCGUCACAGCGAAAACUGGUGCUGAAAUGGAAGCAUUAUCAGGCUGUUCAGGGGCAGCUUUAGCUUUAUAUGAUAUGUGCAAAGCCGUGGACAAAGAAAUGGUCAUAUCUGAUCUUAAAGUCAUCCGUAAGACAGGGGGUAAGAGCGACUACCCCCCUCCGAAGUUAUCCCCUUCACCUCCAGUGGAGACGACCAAGCCAGUUGACUGGCCGAAGGAAACCUUUGCUCCCAUUAAUGUUGUUUACUUGUGAUCGAGUUGUGAUAUGCAAAGGGUACAGUCACCUGCAAUAAUAUGUUACACAACG